Messenger RNA from Striga hermonthica, 1011 nucleotides. The record is from the annotation of a GenBank genome assembly. NCBI's taxonomy places the organism in Eukaryota, Viridiplantae, Streptophyta, Magnoliopsida, Lamiales, Orobanchaceae.
AUGGAUUCGAUGCUCAUUAGUGGAAUCCAAUUCGCGGCCCUCCCGAGCAGCUACAUUCGCCCGGAAUCCGACCGGCCCAAACUUUCCGAGGUUGCUGAGUGCCACAGUGUACCCGUUAUCGACUUGGGCUGUCAAGACAAAAGCCUCGUCGUCAGAAAAAUUGGCGAUGCUUGUCGUGACUUCGGUUUUUUUCAGGUGAUCAAUCAUGGUGUACCGAAAGAAUUAGUCGAUCAAAUGCAGAGUGUCGCGCGCGAAUUCUUUAGUUUGCCGGUGGAGGAGAAGAUGAAGCUUUACUCAGACGACCCGUCUAAAACCAUGAGGCUCUCGACAAGUUUUAACGUGAAGAAGGAGACGGUUCAUAACUGGAGAGACUAUCUCAGACUUUAUUGUCAUCCAUUAGAGAAAUACGUGCCCGAAUGGCCUUCCAAUCCUUCGUCUUUCAAGGAUAUCGUAAGUAUCUACUGCACGGAGGUUCGAAAGCUCGGGUUUCGGCUUCAGGAAGCCAUAUCCGAGAGCUUAGGAUUGGAGAAAGACAGUUUAAAGAGUGUAUUUGGAGACCAAGGUCAACAUAUGGCCAUCAACUAUUAUCCCGCGUGCCCACAGCCCGAUCUCACGUACGGGCUACCGGCCCACACGGACCCUAAUGUACUCACCAUUCUCCUUCAGGAUUUGCAAGUCACCGGGCUUCAAGUUCUCAAGGAUGGGAAAUGGCUGUCGAUAAAGCCUCGCCCGGGGGCUUUCGUUGUUAACAUCGGUGACCAAAUCCAGGCAUUGAGUAAUGGAAAGUACAAGAGUGUUUGGCAUCGAGCUGUAGUGAAUGCCGAUAAGUCAAGGCUUUCGAUAGCUUCCUUCCUCUGCCCUUGUGAUAGCGCUUACAUUAGUUCACCAAAAGAUAUCACUUGUGGAGAAAAUCGAGCCCUUUAUAGAGGUUUCACAUAUGCCGAGUAUUACAAGAAGUUUUGGAGCCGGAAUUUGGAUCAAGAUCACUGUUUGGAGCUGUUCAAGAACUAG